This is a messenger RNA of Suillus subaureus, 1121 nucleotides long. RefSeq lists its product as uncharacterized. The record is from RefSeq and is a predicted model, not a curated record. The transcript is spliced from 8 exons. Bases 281 to 943 code for a protein of 220 amino acids. NCBI's taxonomy places the organism in Eukaryota, Fungi, Basidiomycota, Agaricomycetes, Boletales, Suillaceae.
AACCAACGGUUACACAUAAAUAUGACACCAUAGCUUGGCUCUGCUGCGAGCGGCUCUUCGUGUUAUACUUAGGACGAGAGAAUACUGUGAUGGUGGACAUGAAUAAAAGGCGCUGCAAUGGCUGCACCACAUCGCCUAUUCGCACGUAAACCAAUGGUACGAGGCCGACUUCAAAAAUAACGAAUUGGGAGCAGGUCGGGUGGGGGAUAAAAAAAAAGUAUCGAUAAGGUGGGAGGCUGGCUUACUAUUAGAGUUCCCAUAAUCUACAUAAGUACUGUCCAUGAUACUGAACUCAGUUACACCUAGCCCACUAACGCACAUGCCGUGCCAGAAGUCUUACACACAGAAGUUUGUGUCCACCACACGGACCACUACGACCAUCACCACGACCCCGACCUCAACCUCGAUCACGACCACGACAAAGACCACACAAGCUCGAUCUGCAAAUUACGGGAAAAAUGGGAACCAGAAACUGAUUGGUGCAGGCACUACCGGCGGGUGCUGGUCUGAGUGUCCAAAGGGUGCUGUACCGUCUGGGGCCGUUAUAGGUGGCCAGAGAAAUGGCUUGACCCUUUAUAUUAUACGUGUUUCGUAUGCGGGCGGUUGUUAUCCCAGCGGGGCUUUUUCACAGAAUGAAACGGGUGUGGUGUUUGGCUAUGGUGGCAGAACAAUCACGGGCAAUAAUUUUCAAUGCCUCACAGGAAGUGGGACUUCUUUUCGCUGGAUUACUGUUAGUGGCCCAUGCACCUCCGAUAAAGUGGGAACCAACACCGCGGUGGUGCAGGGAGGGUGGGAAGCGGAUGGAACAGCACUCUUAAUCGCCCAAGUGUCUAUGACCAGUGGCCUUAAUUGUGGCAGAGUCAAGUGGAAUGACUAUGCUUAUAUCGCAACUACCAGUGGUGAACAGAAAUUCGAGACCUAUGCAGUUCUUGCAUUCGCUUGAAGGGUGUUGUAAAUUUUCAGCUCAUGCAGCAGCACUCACGAACUUCUUGAAAUGUUGUAUCACCAAUAGCUGUCUUACUUGUCAGUUUGAAAGUUACUUUUUUCGCUUGUACAUUUUCAUUUACCACGAGGUCUGGUAUACACAAAUUGGGGGAAGUUCAUAAGAACCAAUCAUCGCC